This is a messenger RNA of Metarhizium brunneum ARSEF 3297, 1392 nucleotides long. Its product is annotated as Mannan polymerase II complex ANP1 subunit. Gene Ontology annotation, molecular function: alpha-1,6-mannosyltransferase activity. Gene Ontology annotation, cellular component: mannan polymerase complex. Gene Ontology annotation, biological process: cell wall mannoprotein biosynthetic process; protein N-linked glycosylation. NCBI's taxonomy places the organism in Eukaryota, Fungi, Ascomycota, Sordariomycetes, Hypocreales, Clavicipitaceae. The record is from RefSeq and is a predicted model, not a curated record.
AUGAUGCCACGGCAUCAAGGAAGCGGAUUUUCCAACGGAUAUCCCAGAGGCAACACGUUUGACAUAUCUCCCCAUAGAUUUCAACCUCGUACUUCAGCACCGGGGAACCGACGACAGAGAAAAUUUCUCAUUCGAGUUGGCCUUGCAGUGAUUGGACUGCUUGUCAUUAGUGUUUGGUUAUGGCCCUCUAACCCAAUCCUCUCUGUUGUAUCUCUAGGCUUGUUCUCUGCGACGAACGAUGUCGAGCUCGAAACCGUCCGAUACUAUGAUCUCAGCAAUGUUCAAGGUACUGCACGGGGCUGGGAACGCGAAGAACGUAUUCUCUUGUGCGUCCCUUUGCGUGACGCAGAAGCGCAUUUGGCAAUGUUUUUCUCCCAUUUGCGCAAUUUCACAUACCCUCAUCAUUUGAUCGACCUUGCCUUCUUGGUGUCCGACUCUAAAGAUCGAACAUUACAGGUGCUCACCGACAAUUUGGAACGAAUCCAGGCCGAUCCUGAUCCUAAACAGCCUUAUGGAGAAGUGUCCAUUAUUGAGAAAGAUUUUGGUCAAAAGGUCAACCAAGAUGUUGAAAGCCGACAUGGAUUCGCAGCACAAGCCAGUCGAAGAAAGCUAAUGGCUCAGGCCAGAAAUUGGCUUCUCAGUGCAGCUUUAAGACCAUAUCACUCUUGGGUUUAUUGGCGAGAUGUAGAUGUAGAGACUGCGCCCUUCACCAUACUCGAGGAUCUUAUGCGUCAUAAUAAAGACGUCAUUGUGCCAAACGUCUGGCGACCCCUACCGGAUUGGCUCGGUGGCGAACAACCAUACGAUUUGAACUCUUGGCAAGAAUCAGAGACUGCGUUAGCGCUUGCCGACACCUUGGAUGAAGAUGCUGUGAUUGUGGAAGGCUACGCCGAGUACGCUACCUGGCGACCUCACCUGGCAUAUCUACGUGACCCUUAUGGCGAUCCAGAUAUGGAAAUGGAGAUCGACGGCGUUGGCGGUGUCAGCAUUCUAGCCAAAGCUAAAGUCUUUCGAACCGGUGUUCACUUCCCAGCUUUUAGCUUUCAAAAGCAUGCUGAGACAGAGGGCUUUGGAAAGAUGGCCAAGAGAAUGCAGUACUCUGUGGUAGGAUUGCCACACUACGUGAUUUGGCAUCUCUAUGAACCUAGUGUAGACGACAUUCGUCACAUGGAGGAGAUGGAGCAGGAACGAAUUGCUCGUGAGAAGGAAGAGCAGGAGAAGAAACUCAAGGAGCAGAAAUUGAAAGAAGAAUUUGGUGACGCAAGUAGUCAGUGGGAGAAGGAUAAGAAAGAAAUGAGGGAGCAACAGCAACAGUCAAAGCGGUCCAGUGUAGCUUCUCCAGAAUUACAUCAAGCCGAAGACGCUGCGAAGGACUCCGGGGUCAUUGCUUGA